AUGAAUCCUCAUAUUGAUACUUUUGAUCGAUAUGUUCGACCCGAACAAAGUAAUCCAUUUUUCAUGUCAUCUUCUUAUAUCGCACCUGAUGGUCCUAAGUGGUAUGCAAGCUCCCCUCCAUUGAACAACGGUGUUAUCGGUAAAAUUCAAUCCAACUAUGGUAAAGAUAAACCCAGAUUCAUGCCAUAUACCCCCAAACACCUUAAAUUAAAAUCGUACCUCCAUGGAACAUCUCAAUAUGAUCGAUCUAAGGAAGUAAAGCAAGUGAAUAAGUAUGAAAGCUUCAAUAACAAUAACAAUAGCAAUCAUACCUUCAGAUCCGGAUACAAAUCCGUAUCUAUUCCUCCUCAAAUUGAAUUCUUACAUAGUUAUCGAAUGGAGAACGAAAUUGUGAGAUUAAGGCGGGAACUUAAUGUUUCUGAGCAUCGAAAUAGGUUGUUACUUGAGCAGAAUCUCAAGUUACAGCAACAAAUCAAGAAUGCUCGAAUGGAAGGGGAUGUUUUGAAAAACUUAAAUAUGAAUAUUGCUAGGAAUGGAAUGUGGUAUAGAAGGGAAGAGGACUAUAAUGAGAAUGGGAUUGGAAUGGACGAUGAUAUACCUGUAAAAGUUGAAGAGGAGGAUGAGGAAGUAACCGUGAAAGUUGAGGUUGAGGAUGAUGCAUGA
This is a messenger RNA of Kwoniella botswanensis, 663 nucleotides long. RefSeq lists its product as uncharacterized. NCBI's taxonomy places the organism in Eukaryota, Fungi, Basidiomycota, Tremellomycetes, Tremellales, Cryptococcaceae. The record is from RefSeq and is a predicted model, not a curated record. Bases 1 to 663 code for a protein of 220 amino acids. The transcript is spliced from 2 exons.